Messenger RNA from Seriola dumerili (greater amberjack), 1481 nucleotides. RefSeq names its product kelch domain containing 2 (gene klhdc2). Bases 114 to 1463 code for a protein of 449 amino acids. NCBI's taxonomy places the organism in Eukaryota, Metazoa, Chordata, Actinopteri, Carangiformes, Carangidae. Gene Ontology annotation, molecular function: protein binding. The record is from RefSeq and is a predicted model, not a curated record. The transcript is spliced from 14 exons.
CUCUGCACCUUCCACAAAGAGAAUAUGCCGCUGCUGCUGUGUCCUGUUUUCUUAUAACCAGCUGAAAAAAACUUGUAAUUUCCAGUGUUUUGAAUGAGACACAAGAGACUUGCAUGGCCGAGAGGAUGGCAGAGAUGGAGGAGGACAUUGGGGAUCUGCCAGCCAGAGAAGAUGACAAUGACUCAGACAGAGAUGAAGACGACAGACUGUUUGCUUGGAUGGUAAAUGACGACAUGGAUGAGGACGAGGAGGAAGAUGAGGUGGAGGAGUUGGAGGAUGAGCAGCUCUUAGACACUGAAGCAUCUGAAUCGUUUGAGCUGGACACCCCAGCUGAGCGCAGUGGUCAUAUAGCGGUUGUUGACAGAAAUGUCAUGUAUGUGUGGGGUGGAUACAAAAAUGCUCAAAACCACGGAUUUUUUGACUUGUAUCUGCCGAGAACUGAAAUCUGGACAUACAACAUGGAGUCAGGUGUAUGGACAAAGCAUAUAGCCGGAGGUAACCUACACAUGUCUAUGUCAGGCAGCUGUGGGGUGUGUGUUGAUGGAGUCCUCUACCUAUUUGGAGGUCAUCAUGCCAGGGGAAACACAAACAGGAUCUACCGUCUGCCACUGAGAGCUCCCAGCCUUGUGUGGGAGGAAAUGAGCGAUCUGAAAGGACUCCCUCCAUCAUCCAAGGACAAGUUAGGGUGCUGGGUUCAGAAGAACAGACUUAUAUUCUUUGGGGGCUACGGCUAUGCUGCACAAGGACCUCAUCAAGGGACGUUUGAAUAUGAUGAAUCGUCUUCUCUUGUGUGGGACAGCCCUGGGCGCGGCUGGAACAAUCACAUUCAUAUCCUGGACCUUGAGACAUAUACAUGGAGCCAGCCUGUCACCACGGGGAACACCCCAUCACCCAGAGCAGCUCAUGCCUGUGCCACAGUUGGUAACAGAGGCUAUGUGUUUGGGGGACGAUACAAGAACUACCGACUAAAUGACCUGUACUACAUUGAUUUGGACACAUGGGAGUGGCAUGAAAUGAGCGUUCCCCAGCAGUGUCCUGUGGGCCGGUCUUGGCACUCGUUCACUCCUGUGUCAUCAGACCUCAUCUUCCUAUUCGGAGGGUUCACCACAGAUAGAGAGACACUGAGUGAUGCUUGGCUGUACUGUGUGAGCAAAAACGAAUGGAAGCCUUUCAAACACAGUCACACACAGAGCCCCAGGCUCUGGCACACAGCAUGCUCUGGUCCUGAUGGGGAGGUGUUUGUGUUUGGAGGUUGUGCUAACAACUUGUUGUCUCAUCACAGAGCUGCUCACAGCAACGAGUUAUUGGUUUUCAAUGUUCAACCCAAAUCACUAGUUCGGUUCUGUAUGGAGGCCAUUCUGCAGCACAGGGAGCGCUUGUCGAGUUACUGGGACUGCUUGCCUAAACCUGUCCUGCACAGCCUCAAACAGAGAAUGUCACGUGUCAACACACUGGGCUCCUAGAUGAAGAAGCGGCCAACA